AUGAUAAGUAAUGGCCACUCGAAGGCCAAAUCAGAAGCGGACGGUCCAAGUGGGGUAGCCGAAGUGGCUCUCAGCGAAUUGGCCAAUGCUGAACAGGAAGCAUUCCACAAUAAAUUUCUUGUCCUGAAAAACAAUGGACGAUCGAUGGGAUGUGGUGAAGCAUGGCAGUGGUAUGAGGCACACAAGGAACAAUUCAAAUAUCCCGUUUAUGUCCCUUUGUUGUCUAUCACUCUAGUUUCCGAAGAAGCCGGGAAAUACCUUGAAAAUAUUGUUGCGCAUCGGGAUUUCCUGAUGUUCAUAUUUGGUUGCGCCGAAGAUGAAUCGUUGUUAACCGAUAAAAGGCAUCCGUGGAAAAUUAAUUCAUGUAUAGUGAGUAAAGAGGAGAUUGCGAAAUAUGCAACAGAUGAAGCAAUAUCGGCAGAUUUGUGCAGUCUCGGCUUCACUUGCAUGGCUUCCCAUUUGUACAAUGCGCCAGAUCCCUUACGAAAAAUACCUAUUGGAAGUCAGGGUACCGAAAAUCGCCUGGAUGAAGUUUGUGAAAAGCUGCGGAGUUCAUAUCACCUAUUUUUAACGAAUAAGUCACGGGUUUGUUCAUUUUAA
Gongylonema pulchrum is the source of this 600-nucleotide messenger RNA. The record is from the annotation of a GenBank genome assembly. Lineage: Eukaryota; Metazoa; Nematoda; Chromadorea; Rhabditida; Gongylonematidae.